Molecule: messenger RNA, 2578 nt
Organism: Fopius arisanus
Lineage: Eukaryota; Metazoa; Arthropoda; Insecta; Hymenoptera; Braconidae
Product: transmembrane channel-like protein 5
Exons: 4
Coding region: 203-2416 (737 amino acids)
Cellular component (GO): plasma membrane
Molecular function (GO): mechanosensitive monoatomic ion channel activity
Source: RefSeq, a predicted model, not a curated record
UUAAGGUCGAUGAAAAAGGAUCUAUGAAUCAAUUUCAGUUUUGUUGUUCCACGUGAAGAUGUACCUGUCAAAUCAGCGUGACACAGGGGGAAUUGGCAUUGAUUAAUAUAUCUUAUCUGAUAACGAGAUAGGUAUCGAUGCUUAUCGAAUUUGCGAGUACUUGGGGCUCGUCAGGAACAGGUCAUUUCGCACUUUGAAAGGAAUGGGCAGUCUUGAAGACGUGGGCAUCCGAUCAGAGGCCUCUGAGGGCUCAUCGAUAUGGAGUGAGAGUCGAGUGGAUCAGAAAUUCUCGACAUCCAGAAGUGCCUCAACUCAGAGAUACCACUCAAAACACACGAGACAUCUCCCCUCAAGGACGAUAGCUGUCCUGGGGAAGUCCAGCAACAGUCACCUGAGGGUGGUGAACCCACGUAAUUUAUCUCCAUCUCCCGUUGGCAGUGCAUCUCAGAUUGAGGACAAUGCUGAGACGAUUGCCAACCACCUGGAGAUGCAAGAUGACCUCAUGCAGAACGAUCCCCUCUCGGAGAUGAGGCGGUUGGAGGCCCUCAGGGAUAUGCCCCAGUGUCUCACUGUCAAGAGGUCCAUCAGAGCCAAAUUAACGAGAUCAGUUGAACUCAAGGGGGACAGAAGAGUCCUCACCAGGUGGAAGAGACUCAAGUACGCGAUGAGUAUUUUUUUCAUGAAGACAUUUAUUGCCAUGAGAGAAAUUACUUCUACUAUGGAGCUUUGGUAUGGCCCAAUUAAAUCAAUUGAGGGUCAUUUUGGUAGUGGAGUUGCUACGUAUUUCAAGUUCCUCCGUUGGUUGCUCAUUCUCAACGUCAUUAAUUGCAUCUUAAGUUUUUUUUUCGUCGUUCUUCCCCAAUCGUUGUUCGCCACACACGGAAAUUCAACGUACAACUUCUGGGAUAUUUUCAUAGGAAACGGAUUUAUGGAUGAGACAAUUUUUUAUUACGGUUUUUACACAAAUCUUACGAUCGAAGCAAUACCUGGACUCCAGUACAGCAUACCAUCUGCUUACAUUUUAACGAUGAUCUUCUGUUAUAUCUUCACGUUCAUCUUUCUCUCUGUUAAAGUUGCAAAAUCCUACAGGAAAUGUUUCAUCGAAACCUCGGGUGGAAUUCAUAAUUUGUACGCAACAAAAAUAUUCUGCGGAUGGGAUUACAGCAUCGCCUCGGCGAAGGCAGCAAAUCGCUGUCACCAGUCGAUUUACAGGGAAUUGAAGGAGCUCCUUGCAGAGGACAUAAGUCAAGAGAGCUCCACUAUUUUCAAAAGACUCAUUGUAUUAUCUGUUCAAGUCUUCAUGACCGCUCUUGUCCUGGGGGCCCUGGCAGGGACCAGCUGGCUUCUCCAAUAUCUCCUCCUACAUCACAAAUCUAAUACCACUGAUUCUCCAUCUCUUCUUCUGGUGCCUCUCGUGAUCACUGGAAUAAUGAAUAUCUUUCCGGUUAUCAUUUCGAUGCUGGUGAAAUUCGAGCGUUACAGCUCAAAACGAAAAUGUCUUUUCGUGAAUAUGAUAAGAACGUAUGCGAUGACAGUAGUGAUAAUAGGAACACUGCUGGCGUAUUGGCUGACACGAAGCCUGAACUCGUGCUGGCAGACGGAAUUGGCCCAGGAGAUCUAUCGUCUCAUAAUCCUCGACUUCCUGGUGUUCACUCUUGGGAGUUUUAUCCUGGAGUCCCUGAGACACCAUCUCUCGCCCUUCUACAGUGUCCUGUCAACUCCGAAAUUCGAUAUUGCCCUCAACACACUCAAUCUCAUCUACAAUCAGAUCCUUUUCUGGGUUGCCUUCUAUUUCAGUCCACCUCUGUCGCUGGUGAUGGUUGUGAAGAUGACGAUGACGUUUUAUAUAAAGAAAUUUGGUCUGAUGAGGCACUGUGAGCCACCCUCCACCUCCUGGAGAGCUGCACAGACUCAGACUUUGUUCCUGGCGCUCGCAUUCCUGGGGAUGACUGGUGCUCUUACCGCUCUGGGAUGGGUUAUCACCAGUGUUAAGAGCAGCAGCUGUGGGCCGUUCAGGGAUUACGAUUACACCUGGCAUGCUAUUAUCGAGGAGGUCCUCUCGCUGGGGAGGAGCAGUAAAUUGUGGAUCUUCGUCGAGAGCAUUGGAAGACCUGGGGUGGGGGCUGCUUUACUAAUCGCCAUGAUCAUGACGGUGUAUUGUUUGCGGGCUAAGGCUCAAGCUAGUAGGGAAUUAGUGCAAAUACUCAGGGAAAUGCUCGUGUUACAGUCAAGAGAUAAAGACUUUUUGCUCAAUGAAUUUUCGAAGGUAGCAGAUGAAGAGUGGCUGAAGAGGAGAGCAGCCAAUGAAAAUCGUCGCAGUGUUAUGAGCCCACGAAAAUCCGUCUGUCAUAAUCAGAAGGAUGCGUCAUCGCCGAGCUGUUCCAAAAACUACGUGAGGUUUGAUGACGAAUAUUGAAGACGUGAUGAUUAUUUUUAAUGGUCUAUUUUUUAACUGUGCGCUCAAUUUUUUUAAUAUGAGUCUUCCAAUUAUAUAUGCCAAAGGAUUUGUAUUCAUAUAAAAGCCAAACGGUUUGUCGUUGAGACGAAAUAAAGUUGUUUUUAUCGAAAUGAAAAUGUA